CAUCGCAGCCCGCCAAUCGCGCGCUAGCCGGAGGAGACGUGGCUCUUCCUCCCUCAAGGUGAUCGUGGCAGGCGGAAGGCAUGGAGGCGGCUGCCAAGUUCCAGCCCAGCGAGCACCAACACCUGCGCUACAACCCUCUUCGUGAGGACUGGGUGCUGGUCUCUGCCCACCGCAUGCGGCGCCCCUGGCAAGGGCAGGUGGAGAAGCCCCCCGAGGAGGAGCCCCCUCGCCAUGACCCGGCCAACCCUUUGUGUCCUGGGGCCACGCGGGCAAACAGCAAGGUAAAUCCUCACUAUGAGAGCACAUUCGUCUUUGACAAUGAUUUCCCUGCAUUGCAACCAGAUGCUCCGGAGCCUGAGCCCGACGAACAUCCCUUGUUGCGUUCAGCAUCAGCGCGAGGCGUGUGCAAAGUCAUGUGCUUCCAUCCUUGGACUGACCUGACUCUGCCCCUCAUGUCUCUUGCUGAGAUCCGCCGGGUGAUUGACAAGUGGGUGGAGAUAGCGGUCGAGUUGGGUGCCUCUUACACCUGGGUGCAGAUCUUUGAGAACAAGGGAGCCAUGAUGGGUUGUUCGAAUUCCCACCCUCAUUGUCAGAUCUGGGCUAGUAACUUCCUGCCCAACGAAGCCUCGCUGGAGGACAAGUCCCAGUGGAAGUACUACCAGGACAAUUCUGCCCCCAUGCUGCUGGACUAUGCCCGGCUGGAGGCCGAGCGGAAGGAACGGGUUGUGGUGGAAAAUGCGGACUGGCUGGUGGUGGUGCCCUACUGGGCCGUGUGGCCCUUCCAGACCCUCCUGCUCCCUCGGAGACACGUCUGCCGGCUGGAGGAGCUGCGGGAGGGCGAGAGAGACAGCCUGGCCUCCAUCAUGAAGAGGCUCCUCGCCCGAUACGACAACCUCUUCCAGGUUUCCUUCCCUUACUCCAUGGGUUGGCAUGGGGCCCCCACGGGGCCGUACCUGGAGGCCGACUGCAGGCACUGGCAGCUCCACGCCCACUACUACCCUCCUCUGCUGCGCUCCGCCACCGUCCGUAAAUUCAUGGUGGGCUACGAGAUGCUGGCUCAGGCGCAGAGGGACCUGACCCCGGAGCAGGCCGCAGAACGUCUGAGGAAGCUCCCUGAGCACCAUUACAAGCUGGAGGCCAAGGAGGCCCCCUAGGGCAGACGGUGGCUCUGUUGGUGCCUGAGGCAGAGGGAGAAUCCGAAGAGAGCCUGGAGGAGAACCACCCCAGAGGCAGAGGAAGAGGGGCCUGUCCUUGACAGGAACUGCCUGACCUCGGGCAGGAUGCCACUCUGGCUGCCCGGCUCCAUUAAGACGGUGAUGCUGGCAACUGGUUAAGCCAGGACGUCUCCCCUUCUCCAAAGCCCUCUGCGGACCCGGAGGCUCCGUGCCCUGAGUGCCCACAAGAGGCGAGACCCUUCCUCAGAGAAGGGGGCUGUGAGGGCACUUGCCCAGCACCACAUCUGUACUGCUCCUCGUGAUGGGCGGCUGUGUUUCUUUCCUGCUCUGCCCAGGCUCUGGCACUAUUAAAUCAGGAUAUUUCGCGGUGA
Thamnophis elegans (Western terrestrial garter snake) is the source of this 1546-nucleotide messenger RNA. It is a transcript of the gene GALT, whose product is annotated as galactose-1-phosphate uridylyltransferase. Lineage: Eukaryota; Metazoa; Chordata; Lepidosauria; Squamata; Natricidae. The record is from RefSeq and is a predicted model, not a curated record. Gene Ontology annotation, molecular function: UDP-glucose:hexose-1-phosphate uridylyltransferase activity; zinc ion binding. The transcript has 11 exons. Gene Ontology annotation, cellular component: cytoplasm. Gene Ontology annotation, biological process: beta-D-galactose catabolic process via UDP-galactose, Leloir pathway. The coding region runs from base 81 to 1154 and encodes 357 amino acids.